Messenger RNA from Felis catus (domestic cat), 2771 nucleotides. RefSeq names its product asteroid homolog 1 (gene ASTE1). Gene Ontology annotation, molecular function: nuclease activity. The record is from RefSeq and is a predicted model, not a curated record. Bases 435 to 2477 code for a protein of 680 amino acids. The transcript is spliced from 6 exons. NCBI's taxonomy places the organism in Eukaryota, Metazoa, Chordata, Mammalia, Carnivora, Felidae.
GGGGAAAGGGGAAGAGGCCCGACCCGCCCGGCUUCACUAACAUGACAGCGGCCAUUUCGGAGAUUACUUCCCGGCCUUCCUUAGCGACCUGACGUCUCGGGGCCCGGGAGCACCUGUUCCCCCGGCGCGGUGUGGCACCCCUGGCUUCAUGGAACCGAGCUUCCCAGUGACGUCAUACGCGGAGGCUUCCGGUUCCCGCUCUUGAGGUUGGACUCACGUGCAGGCGUUUCCAGGACUCCCUUGGCUCCUCCAGUCUUUUAGUGGAGGGGCUGGUCCUCUGGGGGGACCGUGCAGAGCCCCCGUCUCUAUCCAUAGGUUAAAGUCCAUGAAACCAUUGCACUUGUGCCUUGUAACAUACGGGGAAAGCAAAAGAGAAUGAAAAUGCACUCAGCUAGUCGGUGGUGCCUGAGCAUCUAGGCAGUUCUUCAGUCAUCAUGGGUAUCCGAGGACUAAUGAGUUUUGUAGAAGAUCAUAGUAAUGAGUUCUUCACUGAUUUGAAGGUGCGGGACACAAAAAUUGUCAUUGACGGCUAUGCUCUCUUCCACCGGCUUUGCUUCAACUCAAACUUGGAACUUCGAUAUGGAGGGGACUAUGACUCUUUUGCAGAUGUUGUACAAAAAUUCUUUGAAUCACUGUUUGCUUGUAAUAUCUGUCCAUAUGUUGUGUUAGACGGAGGAUGUGACAUUUCAGAUAAAAAGCUUAAAACUUUAAAGGAUCGAGCCAGAGAGAAGAUCCAGAUGGCUCAUUCCCUUUCUGUUGGUGGGGGUGGGUAUGUGUGUCCCUUACUCAUCCGGGAAGUGUUCAUACAGGUUUUAAUCAAGCUACAGGUGUGUUUUGUCCAAUGCUUUUCAGAAGCAGAUCGGGACAUUAUGACACUGGCUAAUCAUUGGAAUUGCCCUGUGUUAUCGUCAGAUAGUGACUUUUGCAUUUUUGACCUAAAAACUGGGUUUUGCCCACUGAAUAGCUUUCAGUGGAGAAAUGUGAGCACUAUCAAAGGCACAGGAGACUGCUAUAUCCCUGCCAAAUGCUUUUCCAUUGACGCACUCUGCCGUCACUUCAGCAAUAUGAAUAAAGCUCUCUUACCUCUCUUUGCGGUGCUGUGUGGAAAUGAUCAUAUCAAUCUACCCAUCAUGGACACAUUCUUAAGUAAAGUCCGUCUGCCUCUUGGAGCUACCAGUUCAAAGGGGAGGAGACACCACCGAGUUUUGGGACUUCUGAAUUGGUUAUCUCAUUUUGCCAACCCUACCGAAGCACUAGAUAACGUUCUGAAAUAUCUCCCAAAAAAGGAUCGAGAAAAUGUGAAGGAAAUUCUCUGCUGUUCCAUGGAAGAAUACCAGCAAUCCCAGGUGAAGUUGCAGGACUUCUUCCAGUAUGGUACUUAUGCCUGUCCUGCCGCCUUGAAUCUGGAUUUACCAGAAUGGGUAUUAGUGGCAUUGGCCAAAGGCCAGCUAUCUCCUUUCAUCAGCGACGCUUUGGUGCUAAGACGGACCAUUCUUCACACACAGGUGGAAAAUAUGCAGCAACCAAAUGCCCACAGAAUAUCUCUGCCCAUCCGUCAAAUCAUCUAUGGGCUUCUUUUGAAUGCUUCCCCACAUCUGGAAAAUGUGUCCUGGAAUGCGUUGCCUUCUCAGCCUCCAGCUUUCAGCGAAGUGGAAAGGAUUAAUAAAAAUAUCAAGACAUCAAUUGUUAAUGCAGUAGAACUGCCCAAGGAUUAUUCUGACUUAAGCAAAUUGACUGAGCUCUCCUUGGCCAAAAGGCAGAUACUUCUGUUAGAAACCCUGAAGGUGAAACAGACCAUCCUGGAGCCAAUCCCUUCUUCAUUGAAGUUGCUCGUUUCAGUCAGUUGCUACUGGUUGCAGCACACAGAGGCCAAGGCAAAGCUACAUCACCUGCAGGCCUUACUGCUAGGGAUGCUGAUGGGGCCCUUACAUGUCAUAAUCAACAGCCCUGAUAAGGAAGAUCUGCGGGAGGAUGGUGCUAGGAUGUUGUAUGAAGAGUUCCAGAGAGUGAAGGAGCAGACACGGCCGGGCACGAGACUGGACUUAGACACAGCUCACAUCUUCUGUCAGUGGCAGUGCUGUCUGCAGAUGGGGAUGUAUCUCAAUCAGCUGCUGUCCGCUCCUCUCCCGGAACCAGACCUAACUCGACUGUACAGUGGAAGCCUGGUACACGGACUGUGCCGACAACUGCUAACAUCGACUUCUGUAGAAAGUCUCCUGAGCGUGUGCCCUGAGGCGAAGCAACUUUAUGAACAUCUGUUCAAUGCCACAAGGUCAUAUGCCUCUGCCGAAUUAUUCCUACCAAAGGGUAAAUCAAAUUCAAAAAAAAAAAGGCAGAAGAAACAAGGUACCAGCUGGUCAAAGAACAGAGUGGGAACCACCUCAGACACUAAAUGCUGGUACGAGGGAAGCAAUCGGUUUGGGCUACUAACGGUUGAAAACUUGGAAGAACAUAUUGAGCUCUCAGAGCUUGAAUAAACUCGGUCUGCAACAAGAUGUACAGUUUUUUCUUUUUUUUUUUAAAGUAGGCUGCACACCUAAUGUGGGGCUUGAACUCACAACCCUGGGAUCAAGAGUCCCAGAUGCUCUACUGACUGAGCCAGCCAGGCACCCCCAGAUGUGUAAUUCUUAAAACUUUGAUUACCUCCCUUCAAAUGAUUAACUUUUUUCUUUACAACUAAUCUGUUAGGGGAUAAACAUUGUAAGAGGCGAUCUUUGAAUUCGAGGGUAUUUUGUAUUCCGUUUUUAAUAAAUACAAUCUGAUUUAAGAAA